CUGCUGUUGGCACCGGGUAUAUAUAUACUCGGGCAUGGUGGUCCAGAAGUCAGUCUGACCCUGAUCGACUCAAGGAACAGCCAGCCUGCAAUCAUGAAAGUCCUGGUCCUCGUUGCCUGCCUCGCCGCGGCCGCCGUCGCGCAGCUCCAGCCCGCUGGGUACACCUCUGGCUCCCUCUCCUACGAAAAGGUGGUUCAGACCUCUGCCCAGCCCGCAUACCAGGUGCAAUUCCAGCAGCCCGCCUCCGUGCUCGUCAAGUCCGUGGAGCAGCAGGUGCCCGUGACUGCCUUCCAGCAGACCGCAUACGUGUCCGGACAGCCCACCCUUCUCAAGACCGUUGAGAAGAUCGAGAACCCUGUCCUCCUGAACGGCGAGAUCCAGAAGUAUGAGAAGAUCGAGAAGCUCGAGGGCGCCCAGCAGGUGCAGCUGCCCGCCGUGACCGCUUACUCUGGUGGCUACGAGCAGAGCGCUUACAUCCAGAAGCAGCCUGCUCUAGUCAGCCUGUCCGGCUACAAGACCCUCGUGUCCCAGCCCGCUGUGUCCACCUACAAGAAGGAGUUCGUGGCCCCCGCCGUGUCCACCUACAGCGCCUUCCCCGCUGCGUCCGCCUACAAGCAGGAGUCCUUCAUCUCUGCCCAGCCCGCUGUCUCCACCUACAAGAAGGAGUUCGUGGCCCCCGCCGUGUCCACCUACAGCGCCUUCCCCGCUGCGUCCGCCUACAAGCAGGAGUCCUUCAUCGCCGCUAAGCCCGCUGUCUCCACCUACAGCGCCUUCCCCGCUGCGUCCGCCUACAAGCAGGAGUCUUUCGUCGCCGCCCAGCCCGCUGUGGCCACCUACAAGAAGGAGUUCGUCGCCCCCGCCGUGUCCUCCUACAGCGCCUUCCCUGCUGCGUCCGCCUACAAGCAGGAGUCCUUCAUCGCCGCUAAGCCCGCUGUCUCCACCUACAGCGCCUUCCCCGCUGCGUCCGCCUACAAGCAGGAGUCCCUCAUCGCCGCCAAGCCUGCCCUGAGUUCCUACAAGCAGGAGUCUUUCAUCGCCGCUAAGCCCGCUGUCUCCACCUACAGCGCCUUCCCCGCUGCGUCCGCCUACAAGCAGGAGUCUUUCGUCGCCGCCAAGCCUGCCCUGACCACCUACAAGAAGGAGUUCGUCGCCCCCGCCGUGUCUUCCUACAGCGCCUUCCCCGCUGCGUCCGCCUACAAGCAGGAGUCUUUCAUCUCCGCCAAGCCUGCCCUGACCACCUAUAAGAAGGAGUUCGUCGCCCCCGCCGUGUCUUCCUACAGCGCCUUCCCCGCUGCGUCCGCCUACAAGCAGGAGUCUUUCAUCUCCGCCAAGCCUGCCCUGACCACCUACAAGAAGGAGUUCGUCGCCCCCGCCGUGUCUUCCUACAGCGCCUUCCCUGCUGCGUCCGCCUACAAGCAGGAGUCUUUCAUCUCCGCCAAGCCUGCCCUGUCCUCCUACAAGCAGGAGUCUUUCAUCGCCGCCAAGCCCGCUGUAUCCACCUACAGCGCCUUCCCUGCUGCGUCCGCCUACAAGCAGGAGUCCCUCAUCGCCGCCAAGCCUGCCCUGUCUUCCUACAAGCAGGAGUCUUUCAUCUCCGCUAAGCCCGCUGUCUCCACCUACAGCGCCUUCCCCGCUGCGUCCGCCUACAAGCAGGAGUCUUUCGUCGCCGCCCAGCCCGCUGUGGCCACCUACAAGAAGGAGUUCGUCGCCCCCGCCGUGUCCUCCUACAGCGCCUUCCCCGCUGCGUCCGCCUACAAGCAGGAGUCUUUCAUCUCCGCUAAGCCCGCUGUCUCCACCUACAGCGCCUUCCCCGCUGCGUCCGCCUACAAGCAGGAGUCUUUCAUCUCUGCCAAACCUGCCUUGACUUCCUACAAGCAGGAGUCUUUCAUCUCCGCUAAGCCCGCUGUCUCCACCUACAGCGCCUUCCCUGCUGCGUCCGCCUACAAGCAGGAGUCUUUCAUCGCCGCCAAGCCUGCCCUGGCCACCUACAAGAAGGAGUUCGUCGCGCCCGCCGUUUCCUCCUACAGCGCCUUCCCUGCCGUGUCCGCCUUCAAGCAGGAGUCCCUCGUCGCCGCCAAGCCUGCCGUUGCUGCCUACGGAGCUGCCUUCCAGAAGGACCCCCUUCUGUACUCCCAGGCCUCUGCCAAGUAUGGCGGUAGUGCCAUGUUCCCCGGUAGCUACCAGUCUGCCGAUGGUGCCUCCUCCAUCCUCAAGUUCUACAAUGACGACGCUGGCACUGGAAUCUACCAGUACGGAUACGCCACAUCCAACGGCAUCAACCACGACGAGCAGGGCAAGGUCCUCGCCAGCAAGAGCGCCGAGGGAUCCUCCUCCGUUUCCGGCUCCUACUCCUACCCCGGCCCCGACGGUGUCACGUACACUGUCCAGUACACCGCUGACGAGCAGGGUUUCCGCGCCUACGGCGACCACCUGCCCAAGCUGUCCGAGGAGGCACAGCACGCCAUCGAGGAGAGCGCUAAGUACGCCGAGCAGAAGGACUACUAGACUACCUACGCUUGAGACAAGACUGCUGACAGAUUUUUUCAUGACGCACAUUCUACAAAGUCAGGACGUACUGUGCACGAUUAUUCGUGCACUUGCUGAUAUGUCUUCGGUCGGCGUGAUGUCACGUAGCAUCCGUCCGCUGCACUGCGAGAGUGUUGAAUAUAUGACUGACUGGAUUCAAAGAUUAAUUUGAUUCAAACCGCACAUUGUGAAUUUACUAUGGCUGUGUUUCGAGAAGGAUUGCAAUAAAGGAAAAGUUAGACACAUU
Thrips palmi is the source of this 2773-nucleotide messenger RNA. Its product is annotated as paternally-expressed gene 3 protein-like. The record is from RefSeq and is a predicted model, not a curated record. Bases 94 to 2505 code for a protein of 803 amino acids. NCBI's taxonomy places the organism in Eukaryota, Metazoa, Arthropoda, Insecta, Thysanoptera, Thripidae. The transcript has 4 exons.